Messenger RNA from Sceloporus undulatus (fence lizard), 3411 nucleotides. It is a transcript of the gene SPTLC3, whose product is annotated as serine palmitoyltransferase long chain base subunit 3. Gene Ontology annotation, molecular function: serine C-palmitoyltransferase activity; pyridoxal phosphate binding. NCBI's taxonomy places the organism in Eukaryota, Metazoa, Chordata, Lepidosauria, Squamata, Phrynosomatidae. The record is from RefSeq and is a predicted model, not a curated record. Gene Ontology annotation, cellular component: serine palmitoyltransferase complex. The coding region runs from base 1 to 1590 and encodes 529 amino acids. Gene Ontology annotation, biological process: ceramide biosynthetic process; sphingosine biosynthetic process. The transcript has 12 exons.
AUGCAGCGACCAUAUGAAAACAGCAAGGGUGGUGCUGUACAAGAGAACGGUGUAGCAAAUGGAGGUGUUUACAAAAGACCAUUUAAUGAAUCAUUUGAACAAGCACCUAUAUAUGUUGCUGUCCUUACAUUUGUCGGUUUUGGAGUAGGAACAUUAUUUGGCUACCUAAGAGACUUCUUGAGAGCCUGUGGACUACAAAAAUGUGUUGGUGCUACAGAACGGGAAGAACAAAAGGAUUUUGUACCACUGUACCAAGAUUUCGAAAACUUUUACACAAGAAACCUGUAUAUGAGAAUAAGAGACAACUGGAACCGGCCUAUCUGCAGUGUUCCUGGCCCAAAAUUUGAUCUGAUGGAACGUGUUUCAGAUGACUACAACUGGACAUUUAGGUUCACUGGAAGGACAAUCAAGGACAUAAUCAACAUGGGUUCAUAUAACUACCUCGGCUUUGCAGAAACUGAUCCUAACGCUUUAAAAACUGUGAACACUGGGUUAUGUAAAUAUGGCACAGGAACUUGUAGCACAAGACAGGAAAUGGGCAAUCUUGAUAAACAUGUGGAGUUAGAAACAAUGGUGGCACGGUUUCUGGGUGUUGAAGCAUCUCUGACAUUUGGCAUGGGAUUUGCUACAAAUUCUAUGAAUAUUCCAGCAUUAGUUGGAAAGGGAUGUCUUAUUUUAAGUGAUGAACUCAACCAUUCUUCACUUAUUCUUGGUGCAAGGCUCUCAGGUGCUACAAUCAGAGUUUUUAAACACAACAAUAUUCAAAGCUUAGAAAAGCUGUUGAAGGAUGCAGUGAUACAUGGGCAGCCUCGAAACCGGAGAGCAUGGAAAAAGAUUCUCAUUCUUGUAGAAGGUAUUUACAGCAUGGAAGGAUCCAUUGUUCGUUUGCCAGAAAUAGUUGCCCUGAAGAGAAAAUACAAAGCCUACCUCUACUUGGAUGAAGCCCAUAGCAUAGGUGCUGUUGGCCCAACUGGCAGGGGAGUUGUCGAGUACUUUGGAAUGGACCCCAGCGAUGUUGAUGUAUUAAUGGGAACAUUCACCAAAAGCUUUGGCGCAGUUGGAGGAUACAUAGCUGGCAGAAAGGACCUAGUGGACUACUUACGGGUUCACUCACAUAGUGCUGUGUAUGCUACAUCUAUGAGUCCACCUGUAGCAGAACAAAUAAUAAGAGUAAUGAAGAGCCUCAUGGGCGUAGAUGGAACCACACAAGGACUUCAGAGAGUCCGCCAGCUAUCAGAAAAUACGAGGUACUUCAGACGAAGAUUGCAUGAACUAGGUUUCAUUAUUUAUGGCAACGAGGAUUCCCCUGUUGUGCCUUUGCUACUUUACAUACCUGGUAAAAUUGGGGCUUUUGCAAGACGUAUGUUAGCCAAAAAUAUUGGGGUGGUAGUAGUUGGCUUUCCAGCUACCCCAAUCACAGAAUCCAGGGCUCGGUUUUGUGUAUCGGCUGCUCAUACACGAGAGAUGUUAGACACGGUCCUGAAUGCUCUAGAUGAACUGGGAGAUUUUUUGCAGCUGAAAUAUUCCCGGCACUCCAGGUCAUCUCGUCCUGAACUAUAUGAUGAAACGAGCUUUGAACUUGAAGAUUAAGUAUCCCUCCCAUGGAGAAACCGUUGUGAUGUUAUGAGGGAGAGGGGAACCUAAACAAUAGGAAUGCAUUUCUUCUUUUCUAAGGACAGUUUUUGCUUCACAGUUAAUUGAACCAAGAGAAGUACUGUGUGCGUUUUACCGGAUCGGAUUCUGUGUGCAAGAGACUGGAAUAUUGCUGCAGAUCCCCCUGCAACAGAAAUACAAGUUUUAGUAUUAUUAUUUGAUGCAAAAGACUUUAUUCCAUUAAGUUAAUUGCUACUGUGCAGACUUUGUUAUGGGCCUUUUUAUGAACAGGCUUUGGAUAGUUCUGAAUUAUGAUUACAAUAAACAUUUUAAAAGACUGGUUUGAAAUGUAGUAUGUUGGGUGAAGGAAAAGAAUUCUUGUUAAACUGGCUUUCACUUCUGGAAUAGCAUAUCUCCAUUGGAGUUUAUAUUAGAUUUUUGGCAAUAAAACUGGGAAAUAGACAUCUAUUGGCCAGCUAUAGUUUAACAGAAGUCUGAAUGGGGAAGACUGACCAUUCAGGAUCCUACAGUUACUGGCAAAAAGAUGGAGAAAGGUUCAAAUCCUUUUGGCCAGGUAGUGCUUUUUUUAAAAAAAAGAAUUGUUUACAAAGGUUUUUUAAAUUAAAUUUGGCAAAAAAGUUUAUACCAAGAAAAUAUCAGUUUCAAUUCUUACCCGGUUGAUACAUUGAAUUCUUUUAUCAUUGAAGGUAGAGGUUUGCUUGUAAGUGUUUUUUUUCCUCAAUUUGUUUGAUCUUAAAACAAUGGCACAGGCUUUUCAUGCACAUUUUAAUUAAAUGUUUCAGUUUCCUGUUUGCAACAUUCACAGCCUUACGGUAUACAAAAUACAGCUGAUAUUUACAAGCCCAUUUGUUAUUCUUAGACUAUUUUACAGGCUUGGCAAAGUAUCUUUGUGAGUAAAGGACACUUUGGCUGUUAGAUACACGGAAUGUGAUACUCAAAGAAUUUGCCGUUUAUAGUUUUUGCUGCCUUUUAAAUUGAAGGAUCUCUGGUUAUCGAUGUUUCUGUCAUUUAAUUAACAGAUUUGGAGAUACUUGGUCUGUGUUCCAAUAUGAAAUUUCUAUAUCUGUGUUUCCUAAAUGUUUAAAAUGCUCACUGUUUUGAGACCAAAGAUCUAGAAAGCAAAGGAGUGGUGAAAGGAACAGGUAAGCAUAUUACCACUUCCCUAGCACUAUGAAUAAGACUGGGACUAAUAUGGUCUUCCGACUGGGUUGGAUUUGAAAUGGUUCCCAAGUGUUAACAACUAAGACCUUUUUACUCUGUGUAGAUUUUAUUUAAAAAGUAACUGGUUGAAAGUCACUUUGGUAACUUUUGAGGGAGCUGCAAGCUAUUCUGGAAAUCUGAUGGCACUGUAAACACAUCCGAUGGUUAGCUUUCUGUCGCACAGAUGUACUUUGCUUUCAUGUUCUUAAAAGCUGUGGUAUCCAUUUAACCACAGCUGCAAAAUUAGAUUUAAGAACAGAACAAUUAAAUUGUGGAAUAGCAAUUACAGUAUAUGACUCCCCUGCUUGUUAAAGAGCUUUGAGGAUAAAGCAAGGCUGAUUAGUUAUGAGGUCCCUUUUUGUUGUUCAAGUUAAUAAAAUUCAAUGCUGCUAUAAUGUUAAGAAUGGACCGCAACACAUUCCAGAAUAUCAAAUGUCUGUUUCAGAAGUGAAUUUUGUGGGGUGGAGAGUGAACUAUACAGUGUUGUUAUGAUUGUUCACUUUGGCAGAUGAACUUGAGAAACACUAAUGGAGCCCAUGUUUGUGCAUUAUGCAAAAACGACUGUAUAAAGAUUAAAGAAUAUUUUUGUGUUUUUUA